This is a messenger RNA of Notolabrus celidotus (New Zealand spotty), 1393 nucleotides long. RefSeq names its product DCN1, defective in cullin neddylation 1, domain containing 5 (S. cerevisiae) (gene dcun1d5). The transcript has 10 exons. Gene Ontology annotation, biological process: positive regulation of ubiquitin-protein transferase activity; protein neddylation. The coding region runs from base 241 to 948 and encodes 235 amino acids. The record is from RefSeq and is a predicted model, not a curated record. NCBI's taxonomy places the organism in Eukaryota, Metazoa, Chordata, Actinopteri, Labriformes, Labridae. Gene Ontology annotation, cellular component: ubiquitin ligase complex. Gene Ontology annotation, molecular function: ubiquitin conjugating enzyme binding; ubiquitin-like protein binding; cullin family protein binding.
UUCUCAUUACACCCCUAUAAAGCAGUGGUACAGUCCACUCCCCGGAAACCGUAGCGACAGCCUGAACCCCGGUGUGAGAGAGGAGAGAGGAACUGAUUUGUCAGCCGGUGACGAACAAACUGAAGACAAAGAACAAGUUUCACAGACAUCUAUACAGAAUCUGACACACUGGACAAGCUAAAUCUUUUAGAUCUGAAUGGACAAGGCAGCCAGAAGUACACGGCCCAGCUAGUGAAGCCCAUGAAAGGUUCGGUGAUGCCUGUGAAGAAGAAGAGGAAGCUCCCUGCUGCAGAGGAGGAGCCCAAAUGUAAAAUUACCAGUUUCACCCGACCUCAAAUCCGUGGUGCCAGGCCGAUUUCUGACAAGCUGUUCUCUGGGAAGAAGUGCCUGGCCUGGUUCCACAAGUACGCUGGUCCCGACAAGGUGGUCGGUCCAGAGGCCAUGGAGCAGUUCUGUCUGGACAUCGGUGUGGAACCAGAGAAUAUUAUCAUGUUAGUUUUAGCGUGGCAUCUAGAAGCAGCAACCAUGGGUUUCUUCACAAAGGACGAGUGGCUCAGGGGAAUGACGUUUUUACAGUGUGACUGCACAGAGAGGUUACAGAGCAAAUUGGAUUACUUGCGCAGCGAGCUCAACGACUCUGUGGUCUUCAAAAACAUUUAUAGAUAUGCCUUUGAUUUCGCCAGGGAGAAGGACCAGAGGAGUUUGGACAUGGACACAGCUAAAACAAUGCUGGCCUUGCUGCUUGAGAGAACAUGGUCUCUCUUUCCAGUCUUCCAUCGGUUCUUGGAGCAGUCCAAGUACAAAGGCAUGAAUAAGGACCAGUGGUAUAACGUCCUGGAGUUCAGCAGGACCAUCAAGACAGACCUCAGUAACUACGACGAAGAUGGAGCUUGGCCAGUGCUGCUAGACGAGUUUGUGGAAUGGCAGAAAGCUUGGCCCACAUCAUAGCAGACAGCAUCACGUCACCAAAAAGGAGAAAGAGGAAAAACAAAAACACACAAACACACAGGAGGAAUCAUUUUAUCCUUUCAGAAGGCAAGAACUGCGGUUUUUCGAUCUUACAUAUACUGACAGACUUUAACGAUUUCAAACGCACAAACAUGGACUACAGAAUCCUCUCUGCGGACUCUGGGUACAACCACAUCCUCACGGAGACUAUCUCUGUGCAUCAUCAGCCUACUGUGGUCAAAAAAAGCCUUUCUCUAACCGAGUAGUCUUUUUAUAGAGUUCAUUUGGAGACGAGAAGAUGAGGAUAAAAGAAUGUUAAAGAAUACAAAACAUGAACUGGGAGAAGAACUGUGGAAUUUGAGUUUUCUUUAUAAUUAUUUUUUCCCAUUUUGUGACUUAUCUGUAGAUGUUUCAUAUUAAUAAAGAGAAAGUGGAAGUAUUAAAA